Messenger RNA from Daldinia decipiens, 2254 nucleotides. RefSeq names its product kinase-like protein. Gene Ontology annotation, biological process: regulation of mRNA processing; spliceosomal complex assembly; protein phosphorylation. Gene Ontology annotation, molecular function: ATP binding; protein kinase activity. The coding region runs from base 635 to 2212 and encodes 525 amino acids. The record is from RefSeq and is a predicted model, not a curated record. NCBI's taxonomy places the organism in Eukaryota, Fungi, Ascomycota, Sordariomycetes, Xylariales, Hypoxylaceae. The transcript has a single exon.
CGUGUGUGUUACCGUAUGUGGGGAGAUGAAAAACGGUCAUUCCAUAUGUAGGUUAGGUACCUAGGUACCUAAGGUAAUCAUUUAUACACUUAUCUUAACUACCUCCUAACCUAGGUACAUUCUACAUUCUGCAUGCUACAUGCUCUCCUACUUUAUCUUCAUCACAUUUAAAAUGGUCAACACUUUCUAACUGAUGCAAUCUUAUAAAACUCCUGCCCUAGCCCCUAUCAUCAUGAUGCAAGCAAUAAGCAAGAAAAUAAAUGCACGAAAUAUGAGUCUUCGGGAAAGGCGCACCCCAGCCGACAACUCGGGGACGAAAAAGGGGGUAAAGACGCAGGUUUUGGUCUUUUGUCUAUUGGAUAGCUGUUAUCGGGACCAACGCCCAUUGUCUCUUAAAAGUACCUGCAUGCAGGUCAGUAAAGGCAAUUUUUCUUAUUCUUAAUUCCCUUGGGAUUUCCCGGAAAGGAGGACAAAGACACUUGAUAUGUGACAUGAGCAAGUCUCUGGAUCAAAUUAAUUUACAUCCGAGUUCUCAAGCAUAGACGGCUUGGUAUGCAAUGAGCGAGUAGAUGAGAUUUAUGACGAUACAGACUACUCGACGAUUUAUCUGGCCUCCUAAAUAACCUCAAACGCCAUGUCGAGUACCAAUACUACACGCUCUGGUACUUCUUUUGCCAGGAAGUACAAUUCUCUUUCAAUCCUAGAUGAAGUUGAGGACGUCGAGUGGUACCAGCCGGGCGGGUUUUACCCAUUGGAUGUAGGCGAGACGAUAAUCGACAGGUUUAAGGUCAUUCACAAACUUGGGCACGGUGGCAUUGCUACAGUUUGGUUUUGCUGGGAUCUACAAGAAGAGAAAUGGAUAGCGCUUAAAAUUAAUUCAGCAAGCCAUUCGUCAGACGACUGCUCGGAUUUAAAGGCGAUUCGCAUGAUUGAAGCUCGGUCCCAGGGAAUUGACGGGCUCGACGAUAAUAACAUCAUGAUAGCCUUACAGACCUUCUUUAUAGAAUCUCCUAAUGGGCGACACCUAUGCUUCAUAUUACCUGUUGCCGGGCCAAGGUUCACGGACUGGGAGCAUAAAAUAGGAGGAGACUUUGACCGACGGAAGAGAAUCAGCUACCAACUUACCAAGGCGCUUACUUUCUUGCACGGCAAAGGAAUUUGCCAUGGCGAUUUUAGGCCUGACAAUAUAUUAAUGAGGUUGAAGCCUGAUUACCUUGACCAGAUCGGGUAUGAUGAGAUGCAAGCUCUGAUUGGGGAAGCAAUUGGGGAACAACUCCUGGAUGGCGACGAGCGAAGCCCGCACGCUCCCAAGUAUGCAUAUCUACCGUUUAGUUUCAGAAACGGAAACCUUUCACACAUGAUAUCAGAUGACAUUGCCAUCGUCGACUUCGGCGAAUCUUACGAAACCCAUAGCCCCCCUGAGAGACUAAACAUUCCACCUCAGUAUGCCGGUCCUGAAUGGCUCUUUGGUAGGCAGACAGGCAUAGGAAAUGAUAUUUGGUCUUUGGCAUAUACACUACUAGAAGUGCAAAUUGGUAGCCUCCCUGGUGACCUGUGGAAUAUUAUCAGGCGCAUGGAGCGAUACAUAGGGCCCGUCCCAUCUGUCUACGGCCCGACUGCUAUAAAGAUGCUACACGACGAAACAGGUGACCCGGAUGAACCACCGCCAGAUUAUGAAAAAGGAGAAGCAGUUACUGGGUCAUUAAAUGAGCCGCUCAACCUACAAGAGAAGUUUGAAGCAACUCACACCGAAUUCAGUAACCCUAUACACAUUGCGCUGGGAUUAGCAGAUAUGCCGAGGGACGAAAUUCCUAUUUUUGGUGAUCUUCUCGAGAAACUCUUCGUAUAUGACCCAAAGGAGAGGUCGGAGGCAUCUCAAGUACUAGAACACGAAUGGUUUAAAAAUCAUGAAUCCGAAGACGAGACGGCAACAGAUGAAACGUUACCUAGUAUAAGUCUCUUCGACGAUUUAUACGAGAAUGACUCAGCUCCAGAACAGGUCUCGGGAUCGUUAAACGCAGAGAGUACUACGCCACCCAUGAUGGUGACAGAAGUGCGAACCAUUCAAAUCACAGAAAAGUGUCCUUGGUAUCACUUUGUAGCUACUUGGGUAGCUCCAGUAUUGGGGCUGCUAUACGUGUAUUUAUUCUACAUUUACACGUGCUUGCGGGACGAUGUGAGAAUACUUAAGGCGGCCCAGUCGACAAUAUGAAUGUAGCAUAGAUAGUAAUAUUUUAUAAUUUCUAACUUUUAA